Prionailurus viverrinus (fishing cat) is the source of this 3182-nucleotide messenger RNA. It is a transcript of the gene PGM5, whose product is annotated as phosphoglucomutase 5. Gene Ontology annotation, cellular component: cell-substrate junction; cytosol; adherens junction. The record is from RefSeq and is a predicted model, not a curated record. Gene Ontology annotation, molecular function: phosphoglucomutase activity; magnesium ion binding. Gene Ontology annotation, biological process: carbohydrate metabolic process; striated muscle tissue development; myofibril assembly. The transcript has 11 exons. The coding region runs from base 86 to 1789 and encodes 567 amino acids. Lineage: Eukaryota; Metazoa; Chordata; Mammalia; Carnivora; Felidae.
GGUGGGGAGGGGGAGGGGGGGUCCGGCGGGCGGCAGAUUCCCUCCGGCUCCCGGGGAGCCGCGGCAGGACCGGCCAGGAGGCGCCAUGGAGGGGAGCCCCAUCCCGGUGCUGACGGUGCCCACGGUGCCCUACGAGGACCAGCGGCCGGCGGGCGGCGGGGGGCUGCGGCGGCCCACCGGCCUCUUCGAGGGCCAGCGCAACUACCUGCCCAACUUCAUCCAGAGCGUGCUGUCGUCCAUCGACCUGCGCGACCGCCAGGGCUGCACCAUGGUGGUGGGCAGCGACGGCAGGUACUUCAGCAGGACGGCCACCGAGAUCGUGGUGCAGAUGGCCGCGGCCAACGGGAUUGGACGACUGAUUAUUGGACAGAAUGGCAUCUUGUCGACACCUGCUGUUUCCUGCAUUAUCAGAAAGAUCAAGGCCGCCGGUGGAAUCAUUCUAACAGCCAGCCACUGCCCUGGGGGACCAGCUGGAGAGUUUGGAGUGAAGUUCAAUGUUGCCAAUGGAGGUCCUGCCCCAGAUGUGGUCUCCGACAAAAUCUAUCAGAUCAGCAAGACAAUUGAGGAGUACGCCAUAUGUCCUGAUCUUCGAAUCGACCUAUCUCGGCUUGGAAGACAAGAAUUUGACCUGGAGAACAAAUUCAAGCCAUUCAGAGUGGAGAUAGUGGACCCAGUAGAUAUCUAUCUCAACCUCCUUCGGACCAUCUUUGACUUUAAUGCCAUCAAGAGUUUGCUGACAGGGCCUGGCCAACUGAAGAUCCGAGUUGAUGCGAUGCACGGAGUUAUGGGACCCUAUGUGAGAAAAGUCCUGUGUGACGAGCUGGGAGCCCCAGCCAAUUCUGCAAUAAACUGUGUCCCCCUGGAAGAUUUCGGGGGGCAGCAUCCGGACCCAAACCUGACAUACGCAACAACCCUUCUGGAAGCUAUGAAAGGAGGGGAAUAUGGAUUUGGAGCGGCAUUUGAUGCUGAUGGGGACCGUUAUAUGAUCCUCGGCCAGAAUGGCUUCUUUGUGAGCCCUUCUGACUCCCUGGCCAUCAUUGCUGCCAACCUCUCUUGCAUUCCAUAUUUCCGGCAGAUGGGGGUGCGAGGGUUUGGGAGGAGCAUGCCCACCAGCACGGCCCUGGACAGAGUGGCCAAAUCGAUGAAGGUUCCUGUGUAUGAGACCCCAGCUGGAUGGAGAUUCUUCUCAAAUCUGAUGGACUCAGGACGGUGCUCUCUGUGUGGAGAAGAGAGCUUUGGCACUGGCUCUGAUCACCUCCGGGAAAAAGAUGGCCUCUGGGCGGUCUUGGUCUGGCUUUCCAUUCUGGCUGCCCGGAAGCAGAGUGUGGAGGAAAUUGUCCGAGAUCACUGGGCCAAAUUCGGCCGCCACUAUUAUUGCAGGUUUGACUAUGAGGGCCUAGAGCCCAAGGCGACGUAUUACAUCAUGAGGGACCUGGAGGCCCUGGUCACAGACAAGUCCUUCAUCGGCCAGCAGUUUGCCGUGGGGAACCACGUCUACAGCGUGGCAAAGACAGACUGCUUUGAGUACGUGGACCCCGUGGAUGGCACCGUGACCAAGAAACAGGGCCUAAGGAUCAUUUUCUCAGACGCCUCACGGCUCAUCUUUCGGCUCAGUUCCUCCAGUGGUAUGCGGGCCACCAUCAGACUGUAUGCGGAGAGCUACGAGAGGGACCCCGGCGGUCAUGACCAGGAGCCUCAGGCAGUGCUGAGCCCUCUCAUAGCCAUUGCGCUGAAAAUCUCCCAGAUUCAUGAGAGAACCGGCCGGAGGGGCCCCACAGUCAUCACCUGAGUGGAGGAAAGAUCAGUGACGAGGGCCAAAAGAGAGCGCUUGGCGGGACAUACUUCACCCACGCCUUCUUGCUACCUGUUUGUGCCUUUUACGACUUUGGGGAAAAAAAAAAAGAUAAUAUGUUUAUGGGGGGGAGGGGCGGGGGGGAGGAGAAAAAAAUCUGUUUUGUUUGGGUUUGGUUCAGUUCCUCCAAAUGCAACAGGGGCUUCCGUUGUCUGUUAAAGCUGCACUAUCAUUUGGUAUCCAUAUUUUAGCAUGCAAAGGAACCUCACCUUUUGAGAAAAGAGUUAGCGGGCUGGGAAGGUGUCCAUCCUGGCAUCUGUGCGCCGUUGCUGUCCGGUGUGGAAAGGUGCUGAAAUCAUGGUCAGAGCGCAGUGCCAGAACUAAACUGACCCGAAGGCACAGGUGCCCCUGGGCGGAGCUCAGAAGACUCUCCUCGGCGUGGUGGAGGGCUUGGCUCUUCAUCCUGGGUCAGGCCUCCCGUGGGGGGAAGGUUGAGCCCCUCAUACCGCACCUCAUGCCCACAAGCCACCGUAUGGCCCCUUCCCCCACCCUCCCAUCCCCCCGGAGUCCCCAAGCCGAGUUCUCUCACGCCUUCCAGAGCAUUCUGCAGAUCACAAUGGCACACUUCCAGCGAAGCAUAUCAAAAGGGUGUUUUCCUCUCUUAUUUUGUAAAUAUUAUUUUCGCUAUUAAGCUGGCUGUGUUCUUUCCAACUCAGCCAAUCCUCGUGCAGGUGGAGAGCAGUUUCUUGGCAGGACUCUGCAAAUGAGUGCCUACGGUCCCACCAGCGCUCCCUUGAUGCCAUCAUGUACGGUGACACGGGGGUUUACAUUAAUUCCUCCUGGGAAGACAGAAUACCGCCAUGUCCACUGUCUCUCUGACUUUCUCUCUCUCUCUGUUAUCUUAUAAGGGUCUAUUUUAAUGCAAUCGUUUGGACAUAGUUCACAUCUUACAGCGGCUGUAGAAGGAGACAAUGUGAUGGCGUAAAAGUAGGGAAUAGAGUACUUACUGGGUGGUGGUUAUGGGCCUGAUGAGGGGUGGGGGGCCCCUGAUGGAAACCAGAAGGUCACAACUGGCUUUCUUUGCCCAGGAGCAGGCUAUUGCGGCCCUAGCAGCCUCUGUCUGUACUCAGCCAGGACACUUGGUGUGGUGCGUGGGACCUGUUUGCAUAUGUUUUGCUUCCUUGGGAACAGCACUGUCACUUACCCCGUCGUCAGCACAGAUGACGUGAUGCGCUUUGACUGUUAAGCAAUGUGUUGUUGCUGUAGUCAAGACUCGUGCAAGCAGGGAGAUGUUCCCAGUAAGGGAUUUGUUUCCACUUUCUAUCUCUGCUUCUGUCAGAAAGUCACUAGGACACUUAGUAGCCAAUAAAAAAGAAAUUCCUUAUUUCAA